Staurois parvus is the source of this 1542-nucleotide messenger RNA. NCBI's taxonomy places the organism in Eukaryota, Metazoa, Chordata, Amphibia, Anura, Ranidae. The record is from the annotation of a GenBank genome assembly.
AUGGCCGGAUCCACAUCUCCAGACUCCUCCAUAUCCAUCUCCUCUCUCCUGGCCAGCUGCAGACUGGAUACCCGUAAGGGAACCUCAAGUUUCUCCAGCUCUAUAGAAUACAAGGAUAAGCUGUAUGACUCUGCUACGAAUGCAUUGGAGGCCUAUAUUGAGGACUUUGAAGAAAGUCUGAGGUCUCCUAUGGCCAGUACAGGGAAGAUCAGCAUCCGUUCAUCAGCCACACUUGGUUCUACUAAGAAAAAAGGUGCAGCUGAUAGACAUCUUCGACCCAAGCAUUCAUCUAGAAGACGAUAUGUUGCUCGUGACCCAGAUCAAUUGAGCCUCACCACUGAUGAUCUCUUGGGCUUCCCCUCUGAUGGCUCACUACCAUUCUCUCAAGUCUCACAUUGGAAACAUUGUGAAAACCUAAAUAAUUACUAUGGAGCUUCCCUCCCAAACCACACUGCUCAGUCCUCUCCUCUAAGGUCCUCACUAAACACGAGGGCUAACCGCCAUUCUUUUCGUCAUGAUUCCCGGUCUUUGGAUCUGCGGAGGUUUGGAGAUGACAUCAAAGAAAACAAAACAAACAUUCUCCGUGAAAUGGAUAGAGAAAACCGUCCUGCUUAUCAUAACAACCUGAGCUCUCCAUAUUUGUCGAGAGGGUCUGAAAUACCUAAAAGUUAUCCAAGAUGGCUGACUAGUCAAAAAUCAGAACUAAGUGUGUCGGGAAUUACCAGUAUUCCAGACGUUAAAUAUCCCCUCUGGAUAAAAGACUAUGGUCUUCUGGGAAAUUCCGAAAGCCCCACCACCAAGAACAUGUACAAGACCUCAAAAGCUUCUGCUAAUGAACCCUUUACAAACAUACAAAGCUUCUCACCUUCGGGUUCUUUACAAACUUUGUUUUAUGAUAGACAAGGCAAAAAAGCGGUUAAUGUCAACAGCACCAGUGAAAAAUUAUAUUCGGGACUUUCUGAUUUGGAUGUUUUAAGACAUUUGCAUACAGCUCUUAAAAAUCACCCUGAUGAUUCAGCUUUGCGGAAAUCCGUAGCCUUUGAGUCCCCACUGAAAGAGUGUCCUGACCCUCCAGAGAAUAAUGGAAGCCCCCGAACAGAAGAUGUGCUGGAGGCAGAGAGAUCCUGGGAGAAAAUCCCAUAUUCAUUCAAAUCUCCAGUCACUAUACCGUACAAGAAAGAGAUCAGUGAAGAAUUUGCAUCACAUUUUGUGGAAGAUUUCCUUAAGGACAAAGUGAAAGAAGAAAGUAAAGCCAGCUCAUUCUCAGGCGGAAAUCAUCAUGGUCCAGUAGAGGCUCUAAAACACAUGCUGUUUAAUCUUCAGGCCUUCCAGCAGAAUUUUACCCAGGCUCAAACCUCCAAACAAGCAGAGGAGUUCCAGAAAGUUUAUACAGAGGCAGAAUCAGAAAUACAGCGUGUAGACCAAGAGGCGUUUCCUGUAAAUAAGUCUCUUCAGAAAGCUUUGCAGCAUUUGGCAAGACUGAAGGAGCUGGUGGGAGACAACACUACAAAACAGGACCAAGAAAAGAACGAAGGAAUAUAA